UUUAAUUUAGUUGAAAAUUCAAGAAUAACAAUGAAGACAACAUUUGUUAUGAUUUAUUGAUUGACUGGAUUAAUUAUGAUCUAAGAUACUGAUGAUCAGAGAUUAAUGUUUAACUGUUGAUUAGUUAAACCCAGUUGAUCGAAUAAAUAAGUAUAAAUAUGGUCUUAGUAAAAAUAAGAUGAGCAAUUGAAUCAAGUAUAUCAACUAAUCAUGUUAGCCUCGUUCAUUUUAUUAACUUUGCUCAUUAAUUUCCACCUCGAUGAAGCUUGUUUCAUCACUAAUUGUCCACCCGGAGGGAAAAGAUCUCAUGGUGACAUUUACCAUAUGAGAGAAUGUCUUCGUUGUGGUCCAGGUAACAAAGGUCAUUGUGUCAAUUCAAAUGUUUGUUGUGGUUCAGACUUUGGGUGUUUAAUUAACAAUCAGUAUUCGGAUCCAUGUAGAGUUGAAAAUUUCAUUCCGAUCCCAUGUAAAGUCCCUGGUAAACUCUGUUCAUCAGGUCAAGGAGUCUGUGUUUCCAAUGGGAUCUGUUGUAGUUCAGGCGGAUGUUUUAAUGAUUUAACCUGUGAAAAUGAUACACCAACUAACGAUGAAUCAAUUCAACGUAUCAUUGAUUCACAAUCUUCCCAUACAAUACAAAUUUAAUCGUUCCAAUGAUCAUUAUAAUAGCACAUUAAAUUUGUGUAAUUUUGUUCAUCGUAUCAGAUGGGACUUGAUUCGCAAUUUAAAUGAAAUGUGCUCCGAAUGCGACUUGAUGUCCAAUUUUUCACUCGACUGGGAAAACAACCAAAGUUACUGAGGUACUAUAAUAACCAACUUAAAAUGCCACCUUGAUCAGUGUAAUAAGAUAAACAAUAAUAACACAAAAAUUAAUUUCAAAUUCACA
Molecule: messenger RNA, 883 nt
Organism: Panonychus citri (citrus red mite)
Lineage: Eukaryota; Metazoa; Arthropoda; Arachnida; Trombidiformes; Tetranychidae
Product: neurophysin 1-like
Exons: 3
Coding region: 211-642 (143 amino acids)
Cellular component (GO): extracellular region; secretory granule
Molecular function (GO): neurohypophyseal hormone activity
Source: RefSeq, a predicted model, not a curated record